GAACUUAGAUAACCGAAAUCCUUCAUUUUAGUAUCUACACACUACAGUGAAGUGCAAAAUGCUUUCAAAAGUAAUAAUUUUCAUCUUUUUAGGAUUUUUCCUAGAAGAAUCUUCAGCAGCAACAGAUAAAGUUAUUUGCUAUUACGCUAGCUGGGGUGCACAAAGACCAGGUAAUGGCAAAUUCGUACCCGAAGAUAUUGACGCAAAUCUAUGCACUCAUAUUAAUUAUGCAUUUGUUGGACUUGAUGAUGACUGUAAAAUAGUUGUCUUAGACGAAGAGAAUGACAUAACCCAAGGUGGCCUGCAACGUGUCAGUGCUUUGAAAGAAAUCAACCCUAACUUGAAAGUUAUGCUAAGUGUUGGAGGGGCCACAGCUAGUCCUUGGGCUUUCGAAUCAGCAGCCAACGAUCCUGCAAAAUUAGACGCUAUGGCCCAAAGUGCUAUCGAAUUCUUUGAAACUUACGGAUACGAUGGACUGGAUGUUGACUGGGAGUACCCUCAAGAUAAAGCAACAUUCAACAAGCUACUUUCAGGUUUAAGAGAAGCUUUGGAACCUAAAGGUUAUCUGCUUACAGCUGCUGUAAACUCAAUUCCUGGCGAAGUAGGAGGUUAUGACAUUCCAGUCAUGACUCAAGUCUUGGACAUCAUCAACGUGAUGACCUACGACUUCCACGCAAUGUGGGGAGGAUUUACAGCAGAAAAUUCUCCUUUGUACGGUGGCGUUAACGAAAGUCAGUGGCAAAGAGACAAUCGUAAUGCGGAUGCUGCUAUCCGAUAUUGGUUAGAUGGAGGUGCAGAUCCACAGAAAGUAGCAAUUGGAGUUGCUUUUUAUGGUCAUUCUUUUAUUCUUGCUGAUCCCUCUAAGCAUGGUUUAAACGAUCAGACUGCUGCUCCCGGAGAUCCAGGACCUUACACUGAUAACCUUGGAAGUUUGGGUUACAAUGAGAUUUGUGAGUUUCAUCCCGAUGGAACUGUUGUUUAUUUGGAUGAUAUGAAGGUACCUUACUUGUAUGAUGGUGAUUUUUGGAUUGGAUUUGAUAAUGAACAAUCUGUUGCAGAAAAAGCGGCAUACGCUAAAGAGAAAAAUCUAGCUGGUGUGUUUAUUUGGUCUAUAGAAACAGAUGACAUGCACGAAUUUUGCGGCAGGAAAAACGGGCUUCUAAAUGCGGUUAAUGACGCUAUGCAUGGUUAACAUUUUAAACUGUAAUUACAGAUAUCAGUUUUUUAAACAAUAAAGCAACUACAACUGUAA
Messenger RNA from Zophobas morio, 1252 nucleotides. Its product is annotated as acidic mammalian chitinase-like. The transcript is spliced from 6 exons. Bases 59 to 1192 code for a protein of 377 amino acids. Gene Ontology annotation, cellular component: extracellular region. Gene Ontology annotation, molecular function: chitinase activity; chitin binding. The record is from RefSeq and is a predicted model, not a curated record. Gene Ontology annotation, biological process: chitin catabolic process; carbohydrate metabolic process. Lineage: Eukaryota; Metazoa; Arthropoda; Insecta; Coleoptera; Tenebrionidae.